Messenger RNA from Drosophila willistoni, 2818 nucleotides. It is a transcript of the gene mtsh, whose product is annotated as protein mitoshell. The record is from RefSeq and is a predicted model, not a curated record. The transcript has 5 exons. Bases 172 to 2172 code for a protein of 666 amino acids. NCBI's taxonomy places the organism in Eukaryota, Metazoa, Arthropoda, Insecta, Diptera, Drosophilidae.
GUCCAAAUGACAUUAACUCAUUCGAAGCUCUCGAUGGAUACUACAAAUUAAUGAAUUAAAAAUGCUAAUCGUCUAAAAAUCUUGCUCGAACAGCUUUUUCUCUGCAGAUUUUUUCGACUAGAGAUUUUCUAGCGGCCAUUCCUUUGCCGUUUGCGUCACAUUUUAUCGAAAAUGAAUGGCAUACCAGUUUUCCAGUUGCCCACAGUGGCUACACAAUCAAUGCGCCAGCAAUCCAUGUAUCAGCAAACCUAUUUGGAUCGCAAUCGUAUGGUAACUGAUGUCAUUGUCCAAGAGCACGUGUCGCAAAGUUCCUGGUCGAUGGGCCCACUUGCAACGGUUUUCGUUCCAGGAGGCGGCAGCGGCGGUAGGCCAUACCCAUAUUUACCUGGUCAAAAUCACGGUCAUCCUAAUCCCACAGGGACUGGGCCACCGCCAUCACAAACCGGACCUGGCUACAUGACCUACGUACCAAUGCCGGGUGCUCAAUAUUAUGCAGCAAGCUCCGCUUCGAUGAAUUCUUACGGUCAGGGUCAGAUAUAUUCAUCUAGGUCUUCGUCAUGCAACAUGACUGGCUUUAUGCCAUCAAAUUACCAACCACCGUAUCAAGGACCUCCGCCAAAGCAGUAUACGGCCACCCAGACUCAGACUUCAGUAAAGCGAAUUUGUGAUGCAGCCACUCAAGUGGAUUUUCCACCAAAAGAGCUCCCGUCAAUUAAACCGACUACACAAAUGAAUAGCUCCGGUUAUAACAUGUCCUUUCAAAAUGCCGACGAGUCUAGCCAGAACUAUGUUCAAUGCGGCGGUGGGGAUGGUCCGCAUGCAUCGGCAAUUAAUCAAGGACUUAGGCGUAAUUCGGAAGUGAUUCUACUUCCGCAACGUCUCCAUGACAUAACGAGAAUAUCGUUGCAAGGUAGCGAGAUAGCCGAACGUUUGGCAAAUGCCCAUUGUAAUCGUCCGUGCUUCAAGAAGAUAGACACUUUGUGCGCCCGUUUGAAACAGGAUCUACUUCGUCCAGAUGGAGUAUUGCCGAAUAUUAACUCGCAGGGUAUUGCCUGGGCUGUAAAGGAUUUCAUUUUUGUCUUUACACGCAUUGUGAAUGCUUGGGUCAUACUCAAAGGAUAUGUCUACAAUACACCGGAAGGAUUAAAUAAAAUCAAGGACGAGUUGCCACGUGGCUUUAUGACAACCUUUGAUUGCUGGCAGUUGGGCACUCUAUCGCUGGUUGAAAUGAUCAUCAAAUCAUUCGUCAAUCUCGAUGAUUUACUGCAGAAACAAAAGAAUUGCUUUGGCAACACCAUGGCCAGCAACAACACAUUGAAAACCCAUAAUAAUGAUAGCAGUGAGUGUAAUGUUGGCGUUGGAUCUGUAGGACCAUUAACAUCGAUGAAUUAUGGCCAGGGGCCGAGUGCUUUUAGUACACCUCAAAAUACUAAUGUCACAGAGAAAUUCACUGAUACUUGUGAUUUGACAUCAGUCGAGCCGAAAUGCACUUUAAAUCUCAAUUAUCUGUAUACCAUGGUCGAGGAUUCUGAAGAAACUCAACGUAAUGUAGAUGCCAAUGGAACAUAUUUACGAACUGGCACAUAUCAACCGCUACAGAAGGACCAGAAAAAGGAUGCAAGCAACAUAGAUUACCUUGCUGAAACUAGUCAAUGGAAGUCGGCAACCAUUCCACCACAGCCAGGUAAUCCUCGAGUUAAUCAACUACGAAAACAGUCUACAUCAUCAUCUGAACUGGAUAGUCCAUUGAAACCGUUUCUCAAUCCAUUGAGUCAAGUUGAUCAAGAAGUGGUUCGUACUUUGUACGAUUUUAGCGAUCGCGUGAUGGAACUACAAUUUAUUGAUCGCUUUUUUCAAAAGCAAUUUACCAGCAAUUAUUUUCCGGAAUUCUAUCAGCAAUGCCAGCAUGAUUUUAUCGAUGUGCGUGACAUUGUCCUAAAAUGUGAGAGUGUCUCCUAUCAACAUGUCUACCAGGCCGUACAUGAUAUGCGUCGUAUAUCCUUUGUGGGUCGUUGCUUUCUCCAGUUUUAUACGGACGAUGAUCUCAAACACUAUCUAUAUCUCUAUGAGCAAUCUAUAGAUACCAUGCUAACCGAGCCGCCAAAUUUGCCUAAUCAAUAUGAUCAUAUUAUUGGAAAACCGGGAGAGAAACUAUUCAUCUAUAACAUUUAAUAUUUUAAAAAACUAUCUAUGACUUUAAGAGAACUAUGUCGUUGCCAUGCUAGCAGCCCAGCCGCAAACAUUUGAUCUAUCAAUUUGAUCAUAUACUUACACAUAUGUCAUUGGGAAACCGCAAGUGGAACAAUUCUAUAAUCUAUAAUACUUUUUACUUCUCAGAAAGUAUCUUUAACUCUAUGAACAAGCUACCAAAGAUGCCUAAUCAUUUUCACCAUAUUCCCCAGCGAGAGAGAGAGAGAGAGGAACAGGGAGGGAGAAAAGAAAAAGAGGAAAAUAACUUAUCCAUAAUUUAAUUACCAUAACUAUUUUUAAGUUUACACUAAAUGAAUUGACAAAUCUAUUUUGCAUUUAUAAAUAAGAAAAGAUUUGUAACCUUUUUAAAAAGAAUGGACAAUUCCAUUUGCCAUUUAAAAAUGGGCAUAGAAUUGUGACCUUUUUAAAAAGGAAAGGGAAAAAAGACUAAUAUUGAUAAAUAGAAAAAACAUGUUAAAAUAAUGAUUGAAAUUCAAAGCUGCCAAAAAUAAUACAGAAUAAGUCUGAUUUUCAUGGAAUGAAAUUAUAAAAAAAUCAAUAGAAUUAGUACUAAACUAAUAGAAUAACAAAUUAUUGCUGUGUUUCAUAAAAUGUUGUAAGUCAUUAA